This is a messenger RNA of Hydra vulgaris (swiftwater hydra), 717 nucleotides long. The record is from RefSeq and is a predicted model, not a curated record. Lineage: Eukaryota; Metazoa; Cnidaria; Hydrozoa; Anthoathecata; Hydridae.
AUGUGGUAUAUGGAUGGAACAUUUAAAUCAUCACCAAAUUUAUUUACUCAACUUUACAUGAUUCAUUGCUUCAUGUCCGAUCAGAUGUUUCCUAUUUUAUACUGUUUGUUGCCUGAUAAAAAGGCAAUAACUUAUGUGAGGUUGUUUAACCUAAUAAAAGAAAUAAUUUUGAAAAAUGACAUGGAAAGUGAAGUUUCAUGGUUUUUAAUUGAUUUUGAAUCAGCAGUUGUAUCUGCAUUAAAUAUAACUUUCCCAGGAGUGACAGUUCGCGGAUGUUUUUUUCAUUUUGGGCAGGCAGUAUGGAGGAAGGUACAAAAUUUAGGUGUAACAAGUUUUUAUGACAAUCAAGAUGUGAAAAAGCUUGUUCAUCGUCUUGCUGCAUUGCCACUUGCAGACCCUAAUAGAUAUGCAGAACUUUGGGAAAAAAUUAAUCAUAGUGCACCUAAUAUUAAUGGGAUUGCAGAUUUAUUGCUAUAUUUUUAUAAUACUUGGCUCUCUCCAAAUGCCUUUUUUCCUUACCAUAUAUGGAAUCAUUUUGAAAAUGAUGGUCCCAGAACUACAAAUCAUGUUGAAGGUUGGCAUAAUGCUUUUCAUAGCGAAACGAAUAGGCGAAUAUCUCCUAACAUAUAUGAAUUUAUUAAAAGUUUAAAGCUACAUCAAGCUUAUAAUGAUGAUGAACUUGACGAAUUGGAAUCAGGUCAACCAGCUAAAAAAUAA